Mercurialis annua (annual mercury) is the source of this 1531-nucleotide messenger RNA. Its product is annotated as agamous-like MADS-box protein AGL30. Gene Ontology annotation, molecular function: protein dimerization activity; DNA-binding transcription factor activity, RNA polymerase II-specific; RNA polymerase II cis-regulatory region sequence-specific DNA binding. The record is from RefSeq and is a predicted model, not a curated record. Lineage: Eukaryota; Viridiplantae; Streptophyta; Magnoliopsida; Malpighiales; Euphorbiaceae. Gene Ontology annotation, biological process: positive regulation of transcription by RNA polymerase II.
CUUUGGCUCCAUCACGAUUCACCUCUAAUCUUAUUACUUUAUCCAUCAUCAUGCUCUUUAUUUAAUUUCCUCAUUUGGGAUGGGUAGGGUAAAGCUGAAGAUCAAGAAACUGGAGAACACGAAUGGGCGUCAAGCCACGUAUGGUAAAAGGAAACAUGGCAUCAUGAAGAAGGCGAAAGAGUUGUCUAUUCUAUGUGAUAUCGACAUUAUCCUCCUCAUGUUCUCACCAACCGGAAAGCCUUCUAUUUGCAAAGGAAAACGCAGCAUUGAAGAAGUCAUUGCAAAAUUUGCCCAACUAACACCCCAUGAAAGGGCAAAAAGGAAGUUAGAAAGCCUUGAAGCACUGAAAAAGACUUUUAAGAAGCUCGAUCAUGAUGUUAACAUCCCUGAAUUUCUCGGCUCCAGUUCUCAAACAGUGGAGGACCUCACAAACCAAUCCAAAUUAUUGCAAAGUCAGCUUUCUGAAGCGCAUAAACGACUGAGCUAUUGGAGUAGUCCAGAUAAAAUUAGCAUAGAACAUCUGGGACAAUUUGAAAAUUCACUCAGAGAAUCACUUAAUCAAAUUCGAGCGUAUAAGGAAUAUUUAGGAAAACAGCAACUUAUGUCACUAGAAUGCAAUAAUCAGUUCCAGAAUGAGAUGCAUAUACCUUUCAAAAUGGGCGCCGAGCAGCAGCUCCCACCUAUGCAAUGGAUUCCUAAUAAUGAUGGUCAACAGAUUGUGUUAUCAGAGGAUCCAAAUCUACUUCAGCACAGGGACGUCGAGUGUUCUGCAAGUUCAUCCUUCGGGAGUUACUCUGGUUAUUUUGGCACCGCAAAAAGUUCAGAGCUAUCUAAUUCCAGUCAAGAGAAUGGUAUGAACGGUAUCCUUAAUGAGUUAAGUGGAACUGCAUCACUGAGGCUGCAGUUGGCUGGGCAAUAUCCUUACAUGCCCUAUAAUAUGGGUUUGAUGAAUGAUACAAAAUUCCAGCCUACUCCAGACAUGAACCUACAAGAAAGCCCUAUGGAUUUUCAUGUUAAUGGAAGUUUUGAAGUUCCGAAAUCUGGAUACGAUACCACCCCUGUCAGUUGGGUUUCUUCAUCAGGACCGUGUGCUGUCACCAUGUUUGAUGAGCAUUUAUUUUCCCGGCAACCAAAUUGAGUUGUCUACUGUUGAGCCGCUGUCGGAGAUGUUGGCCAUGUUUUUAUGCAAAAUUAAACAUCCCCCAUUGAGAGAAGCUGCGGAAUUUGCAAUUGAUUUUUGGCGUUGCAAAGACGAGAAACAGGCAGUGAGAAAUAUAAUAUACAUUAUGGCAUGAAACAGCAAAAUGGUCGGAUGCUGGUCGCCCGUUAGAAAGAUGGAAAGAGGCAUCACUUUUAUGAUAUUCUUCUGUAUACAAACUAUAUAAAUAGUAGAUUUUGCGGAGUAAUCUUUUUUUUGAUACCCUUAAGUGUGUCCUGAGUGUAAAUUAAAACCAUAUAUAUAUAUAUAGCAAUAACUAAUAUAGAAAUUUGUUGUAAGUUCAAAACCUCAUCUAUAUAUUCAUUUUUUUAU